Rhagoletis zephyria (snowberry fruit fly) is the source of this 519-nucleotide messenger RNA. Its product is annotated as diacylglycerol kinase A-like. The record is from RefSeq and is a predicted model, not a curated record. NCBI's taxonomy places the organism in Eukaryota, Metazoa, Arthropoda, Insecta, Diptera, Tephritidae.
AUGGCGGACGUCGGCUUCACGUUGAAUGAUCUCUUUGAGUUCUUCGCACUGAAAGGAGGCAAGGUGGUGUACAGCGAGAUUGUCACCAACUUCAAGAGUGCACUCUCCAACCCGGAAACACUAGCCGAAGCGAGAAACCAAUUCAAAGAUCAUGUGAACACACUGGCGACGGUGACGAAUGAAAAUGGAACAAAGUACCUGGUACUUCGACCAAAAUUCAUGAAGAAGCUGGCCACACUAGCCGAUGAGAGCUUCCACAACAACCACGCUUCUUCACGGACAACUAAUAUGAUUCCAAUUGUGCCAAACUCAUCAGCAAAUGCAGUUAGCAAUGUUCCACAGAAGCAGCCACCACCUCCGCCAUCACAACCAUCACAACCAGUCCUCCCACCACAAGCUCAGUACCCGCAGUAUUCACUCCCUCAAGCUCAUUCUCAACCUCAGUAUCAUCAUCAUCACCAUUCCAAUGGCAGCAAUGGUGCCAACCACUUUGAGGCAUCAGCAGCAGCAGCUCAAAUG